Messenger RNA from Clonostachys rhizophaga, 1017 nucleotides. The record is from the annotation of a GenBank genome assembly. NCBI's taxonomy places the organism in Eukaryota, Fungi, Ascomycota, Sordariomycetes, Hypocreales, Bionectriaceae.
AUGCUGAACACUCUUUUCCUCGGCAGCUUGCUUUUGCUGCCAACGCUGGGACAGGCGGCAAGCAUUGUCCCACGUCAACAAGCCGUGUGCGGCCCUCAGCCAAAUCUAUUAGUCAAUCCCUCCUGGGAGUUGGGGACUAUCGGCUGGACGUACAGCAACAAUGUCUCACCCCAGAUAGCGAGCGGUGUUAGCAGCGACGGUGCUCAGUCCCUCUCAAUUUCCCCCUCGGUGUAUUCAACAUGGUCUGUUCGCCAGUCCGCGGGUGGCGGAACGCUUGAUCGGAGCAAGUCCUACACAUUCUCCGUCGACAUCGCAGCCGCGGCAUAUCCUCCUUAUGCUGGCCCUCUUAUUUGCACCCUCCAAGCCUAUCACUGCCAAACCUACAACUAUAUUUUCGACAAGACUGUGGCCUUCGCUCCAAGCUCUACUCCAUCGGCCUUUGCAACCUACAGUGGCUCCUUUAUUCCGCCAAAUUUAGUGGAGGAUAUUGUGAUUACCGGGUACUGCAGAUACUCGACUCAGAGCUCGACGCCUAUACCAGGCCCAUUCACUCUAUACAUCGACAAUGCCAAGUUCAGCAUGGAUGCUCCCGCCUGCCCAUCAUCGACGCCAGUAUCUACAGUUUCCUCCACCACGUCGCCUGUGUCAACCCCAGAGCCUACCACCCCAUCCGCGACUUCAACUGUCCUUUCAGCGACAACAACUCCAGCUGACUCAACAACCAUCGCCUCCACGACCCCUUCGGAUUCCGCGACCCCCUCUGACUCCGCGACCCCUUCAGUUUCAACCACACCAUCAGCUACCGAUACCGUGUCUUCCACCCCGACCCCAUCUGACACGACUACCCCGACGCCCACGACGCUUGCCACAGUCACUACCCCAAGUUCCACAGUUCCCUCUGGAACCGUCACAUCCCAACCGGAAUCUCUGACACCAACAAGCACUUCGGCUACUCCUCUGCCAACAUCGAGCCGUCCAUGCAGGCGCCGCAAUAGACGGACUGCAACCGUUAUUUAG